This is a messenger RNA of Aspergillus saccharolyticus JOP 1030-1, 1497 nucleotides long. It is a transcript of the gene phoB, whose product is annotated as regulatory cyclin phoB. The coding region runs from base 181 to 1497 and encodes 438 amino acids. The transcript has 3 exons. NCBI's taxonomy places the organism in Eukaryota, Fungi, Ascomycota, Eurotiomycetes, Eurotiales, Aspergillaceae. Gene Ontology annotation, biological process: regulation of cyclin-dependent protein serine/threonine kinase activity. The record is from RefSeq and is a predicted model, not a curated record. Gene Ontology annotation, molecular function: protein kinase binding; cyclin-dependent protein serine/threonine kinase regulator activity. Gene Ontology annotation, cellular component: cyclin-dependent protein kinase holoenzyme complex; nucleus.
GUUAUUUUUCGCUUCUCCUUCUCCUCUUUACUCCUCCUUCUCCUCCUCCUCAUCAAAACUCCUUUUCUCCUCUUUUCCCCCUUCUCUGCUUACAAGCCUUACAUUCUCUGGUGCGAUUUCUAGUUCCUCCACUCUUUUGGUACAAAAGAGUCGAAGUUCUCUCAUUCCCCACAGAUCACAAUGUGUCUGUGCACGCCGCCCUUGCCUCUCGCCGCAGCACAAGGUUUCGCAGCUCGUGCACCCACGUGGUGGUCUCGUUGGGCGGAGAUGCUAGUUUCAUCGCCUUCACCUUCCGCCGCCUUGCGCCCAUCUCCCGCCUCCCCUCAUACCCACCACCACCACCACCAUCCUCCUCCUCCUCCUCCUCCUCCUUCUUUUCUUCCGCCUACUACUAACACUAACAACAUUACUCCUCAUUCUUCACAUUCUCAAUCGUCCAUCCCUUUUUCUUCCUCCUCUGCGCAUGAGCCCUCCGGGCCUGUUCCUGCCGCCUCAUCCAGUCAUCGGUUUGAUCUCCAUUCCUCCCGCGCCGCUAUCGAAGAGCUGCGGUCGGCUUUAAAGCGGCACACCGUUGGUCAUUUCCCUUCGGGGCCCUCAGGGGAUCUGCCUCGCGGUCGGAUGUCCGCCGGGCUGACCUCCUCUGGGGGCGGAAGUAGCAUCACGUCUGACGCAGCCAUUCCCGCCUCCCAUCAUCCCUCCCACCCUCACUCCCACUCUGCUGCUCCUUCGCAAUCGUCUGUUCCUGCAGCCACCGCUGCAGCUGCCGCAUCCGCUUCUUCCGCCCCUGCUCCUGCAUCUGUCUCCCACCCAACCGCUACGCCUCCCAUGCCAGCCCCCAGCAGCGCUGGGUCAGGGUCCAACAAGCGCAAUAGCCCGAACGGCCCGGCCGGCGAUGGAACGCGGCCCGGCGUCCUGGGUCAUGCGGACCUUGAAGGCACUCAACCUAAACGGUUGCGCCCAGAAAAGCCUAUGGUCAAGUUGCUUCCGGCUCGCUACGAGCUGGCUGAUGCUCGGGAUUUAGUGGUGUUGAUCUCCAGCAUGCUGAUGGAGCUGAUCCGAUUCAACGACAAAAUCCCUCUGCAUCAAGGCCGGCUCACCCGCUUUCACUCUCGAACGCCACCCCGGAUCUCCGUCCACGACUACUUGCAACGACUGACGACCCACGCCACCCUCUCACCCCCGAUUUUGCUUAGCAUGGUGUACUACAUCGAUCGACUUUGUGCGAUGUACCCUUCAUUCACCGUAUCCAGCCUAACAAUUCAUCGGUUCCUGAUUACCAGCGCCACGGUAGCCAGCAAGGGGCUGAGCGAUAGUUUUUGGACCAACAAGACCUACGCACGGGUGGGGGGCAUCAGUAUGACCGAGUUGGCACUGCUGGAGCUGGAGUUUCUUUUCCGUGUUGAAUGGCGCAUUGUUCCUGAACCGGAAGUGCUCGUGGACUAUUACCAGAGCCUGGCAGAGCGGUGCGAUGGUUAUGCGAUUCAACGCGAUAGUUGA